CCCUCAUUCCCUUUUCCCUCUUCUCUUUCUCUCUCUUACUGUUAAGAGUUCUCUCUUUCUCUCUGACGACCAAAAAGCCGGCGUUCUGGCUGCGUCUCAAUCUCUACCACCGCCGUCGGUUUUCCCCGACUGCGGCUACUUCAAACGGAUGGCAUCGACGGAAUCCGAUCUCGAUUAUGACUUCCUGAAUCUCGAUUAUGAUUUUCGGUAUCAGAGUCUCCCCGGAACCGAUGCAUUCAUGGAAAGCGUUUGCUCUGCCCCUUUCCAAAAUCUGUUACCGGACCCGGCGACUUUAUUUUCAAGUUGUGGUGGACUAACAGAUACCCUUUGUUCCCAAGACGUCACUCCGCAUUCCACCGUCACUGCUACUAUUGAUUCUCAGUCAUCGAUUUGCGACACCGUUGGCAGCCCUGUGUCAGCUAAUAAACCAAACGGCAGAGAGAAUCAUACCAAAGAAGCUACAAGUGGUUCCUCUGAGCCAUCUGAUGAGGAUGAUGAAGCAGGUCCUUGUGAACAGAGCAUAAAUCCAGUUGAUAUAAAGCGCCUUAGAAGGAAGGAAUCUAAUCGGAAGUCUGCAACGAGGUCAAGAAGAAGAAAACAAGAGCAUUUGGCUGAACUUGAGUUGCAGGUUGAAAAACUGAAAGUGGAAAAAGCAAACCUAUGCAAGCAGUUUACUUAUGCUAGUCAACAAUUUCAUGAGGCUGAUACGAAUAACCGAGUGCUAAAAUCAGAUGUAGAAGCUUUGAGAGCUAAGGUGAAGUUAGCUGAGGAUAUGGUGGCUCGGAGCUCUUUCACCACGUUAAACAACCAGCUUCUUCAGACUCAGUGUCAAUUGAACACACCAGUGACACCACCAGAACUCAACACGACUGGUCUGCGCCGCAUGGCACAUGUCUCGCCAACCAUCACUGUCCAUGGAAAUGAUGCCUCAUACGGUGGUGUCCCAGUUGGACAGAAUUCAGCUAUUGGGCUUGGAAACUUGGAUAUGCCUCACAACGACGUCAAUAAUGGAGUCCUAAAUGAUGCUAUGAGCUCUAUGUAUAUAUGGCACCAGUAAGGGUUUCACUUGACUAGACUUUGUAGUAUUCAACUUUAUAUUUAACGUCUUGUCUAAUUUGAGUAGUGGGUUAUAUUAUUUUCUUAGGUUGAUUCCUCUUCGGUUAUAUAUUAUGCCCAUUAAAAUAGUGUCUACUCUUGUUGUAUUCCGUUUUGUAUAAAAGGACUUGAUUGCUUUAUCCAUAUCUGAUUGUAGUU
Gastrolobium bilobum is the source of this 1254-nucleotide messenger RNA. Its product is annotated as basic leucine zipper 9-like. The coding region runs from base 149 to 1057 and encodes 302 amino acids. Gene Ontology annotation, biological process: regulation of DNA-templated transcription. Gene Ontology annotation, molecular function: DNA-binding transcription factor activity. NCBI's taxonomy places the organism in Eukaryota, Viridiplantae, Streptophyta, Magnoliopsida, Fabales, Fabaceae. The transcript is spliced from 6 exons. The record is from RefSeq and is a predicted model, not a curated record.